CAUUUUGCGUUCAUCGCAGAUUGCUGACACAUUAACUUUUUUUUUUGUCAACGCGGUUGUUUUUGGUAAUCUGUCAGGUUUCCCCGGUCACAGGACCGCAAAAUAAAAUUUCAUUUGCACGUUGUACAUAGCUGAUAAGACGUGAUAACACAAGCCUAGCUAAAUUCACUUACAAGUGGUAACUAAGUAUUGCAUUUGUGAAUUGUGAGUUGUGAUCGAAGAUUCCAAAAUAAAAAAAAUAAUUAAAUCUCAAAUAUUCUUCAUUAUUCUUAUUUCAUAAUAAUUCUUUAUAAUGGAUGACGAGUGUGAAUCCUAUAAAUUAUGGCGUAUUCGCAAAACAGUUAUGCAGCUUUGCCAUGACCGAGGAUAUUUGGUUACACAAGAUGAAUUGGAUCAGACAUUAGAACAGUUUAAAGAGCAGUUCGGUGAUAAACCAAGUGAAAAAAGACCAAGUCGAAGUGAUUUAAUUGUCCUCGUUGCUCAUAACGAUGAUCCCACAGAUCAAAUGUUUGUGUUUUUCCCCGAAGAACCAAAAAUUGGUAUUAAAACUAUAAAGACCUAUUGUCAAAGAAUGCAAGAAGAGACUAUAACCCGAGCAAUAAUUGUAGUUCAACAAGGAAUGACUCCUAGUGCUAAACAAUCAUUAGUGGACAUGGCACCUAAGUAUAUUUUGGAACAGUUUUUGGAAUCUGAACUACUCAUCAACAUCACUGAACAUGAAUUAGUACCUGAACACAUUGUGUUAAUACCAGACGAAAAACAAGAAUUAUUAUGCAGAUACAAACUAAAAGAAAAUCAAUUAAUGAGAAUUCAAGUUGGUGAUCCUGUUGCCAGAUAUUUUGGUUUAAAAAGAGGACAGGUUGUAAAGAUUGUAAGAAAUUCUGAGACUGCUGGACGCUACAUUUCAUACAGAUUGGUAUGCUAGUAUGAUAAAUAUUAAACAUAAUAAAUGGACAUACAUAUUUAAA
Adelges cooleyi (spruce gall adelgid) is the source of this 968-nucleotide messenger RNA. RefSeq names its product DNA-directed RNA polymerases I, II, and III subunit RPABC1 (gene Rpb5). The record is from RefSeq and is a predicted model, not a curated record. The coding region runs from base 293 to 925 and encodes 210 amino acids. Gene Ontology annotation, molecular function: DNA-directed RNA polymerase activity; DNA binding. The transcript is spliced from 7 exons. NCBI's taxonomy places the organism in Eukaryota, Metazoa, Arthropoda, Insecta, Hemiptera, Adelgidae. Gene Ontology annotation, biological process: DNA-templated transcription. Gene Ontology annotation, cellular component: RNA polymerase II, core complex; RNA polymerase I complex; RNA polymerase III complex.